Ambispora leptoticha is the source of this 315-nucleotide messenger RNA. The record is from the annotation of a GenBank genome assembly. NCBI's taxonomy places the organism in Eukaryota, Fungi, Glomeromycota, Glomeromycetes, Archaeosporales, Ambisporaceae.
AUGCGAGAGGACUCAUUGCCUGUUGAUUCCUCUAAUCAAGAUGCAACAAAAGAACAAGAACAAAAAAGCAAUAAAGAAACUUUAGCCAAUCUUCGCCAAAGAUCUCUAUUAUUUUGGUUGGAUGUGGCGCGUCAUAAACCAAAGACUAUCGCAAAACUUUACGAAAACACUACAAUUCAGGGUAACUUGCAAGGCACUGAUGCAAUGGAAUCUAAAUUCCGUUUUGAUAAUUGGGAAUCACCAGUUGGUGUAUAUGAUCACGUUGUUAUACGAGGAACAGAUGUACAAUUAUUGGAGAUUAAUUUUGAAAAAUAG